AUGCUCUCCCGAGUUUCGAGGCGCUCGUUGCCGCGGUUCACGCCCCCUACGCGUUCGUUGCACUCGACCAGCGCGGCGAGGGCCGAGAUCCAGCUCGAGGUCGAUGGCGUCCCCGUCUCGAUCGAGCAAGGCUCGUCGCUCAUUCAGGCGUGUGAGAAAGCGGGUAGGUCGACAAGAUCCUGGUUACGGGGAUGAGCUGUGGUUUCAUGAUGGAGGAUGGCGUGGAGGGUGGUGGCAAGGCCUGCUCGGUCGGUGGCUGCCGGGGGUGCUGCCAGCGCGGGUGUGUGGGUCGCUUCACGCGAGCGCUCAUUGGCUCAGCCGGACAGCGACCGACGAUCGAUACCACCCCGCUGGAGACUCGCACCCACAUGCUCCUCGACUACGCCAAACCAUAAGGAAUCACCACUCUAUAUUCACCCGCGGCGCACCUCCUUUCAUUUCAUCGUCAUUUCUCUGCACGUUCGGUCCAUACCCCGUCAACGGGCUCGGCCCGACCACCCUCGACAUCGCGGCGGAUAUUGUUGGACUGACACCGCACUUGGCUCAUCCCUCCUCAGGUGCCACCAUACCUCGUUUCUGCUACCAUGACCGGUUGAACAUUGCGGGGAAUUGUCGGUACGUGUGGCAACCGACAUCGCCCUACUCCGUUGGCGUUGGCGCGCGCGAUCCGCACGAUGCGGCUGACGCUCUCUGCUACGGUGCAUUCCCUCAGAAUGUGCUUGGUCGAAGUCACACCCGGCCCCCCGAAACCCCAGGCAUCGUGUGCCAUGCCCGCCAUGUAAGCCCCCUGCGCAGUCGCCGCACAGACAGGGCUUUCCAACUCACUCACGGUCCGAUCCACGAUCCACAGGCCUGGACAAAAGGUCAAGACCUCGUCACCCGUCGUACACAAGGCCCGUGAGGGGGUGAUGGAAUUCCUCUUGGCCAACCACCCCUUGGACUGCCCCGUCUGCGACCAGGGAGGAGAGUGCGACCUGCAGGACCAGUCGAUGCGUUACGGCUCGGACCGCGCCCGCUUCCACGAGAUCACGGGCAAGCGAGCGACCGAGGACAAGAACUUUGGCCCGCUCAUCAAGACCGUCAUGACCCGUUGCAUCCACUGCACCCGAUGCGUCCGAUUCGCGAACGAGGUCGCCGGCGUGCAGGACCUCGGCACUUCGGGACGAGGCAACGACAUGCAGAUCGGCACUUACAUUGAAAAGACGAUCAACUCUGAGAUGUCGGGGAACAUCAUCGACCUGUGCCCCGUCGGUGCGUUGACUUCGAAGCCACAGGCUUUCGAGUACCGCCCCUGGGAGCUCAAGCAUACCGAAUCGAUCGAUGUGCUCGACGCCGUUGGGUCCAACAUCCGCGUCGACUCGCGUGGCCUGCUCGUCAUGCGCAUCCAACCCCGCCUCAACGACGACAUCAACGAGGAGUGGAUCUCGGACAAGACCCGCUUCGCCGUCGAUGGACUCAAGACCCAGCGCUUGACGACCCCUUUGGUGCGAGAGGGUGACCGCUUCGUGCCCGCGACGUGGCCCCAGGCGUUUGAAGCUAUCAAGGCCGGUCUGGCCAAGACGGGUGCGAACGGGAACGAGAUCCAGGCGAUCGCCGGUCAGCUAGCCGAUUCCGAGUCCCUCGUCGCCCUGAAGGACUUGACGAACGCUCUCGGCUCGGAUAACACGACGCUCGACGGGCCCCUCGGCGAAUACUCGCCUGCGCACGGUGUUGACUUCCGAAGCAACUACUCGUUCAACUCGACGAUCGCCGGUGCCGAAGAGGCCGACCGCAUCGUGCUCAUUGGUACGAACCCACGCCACGAAGCCGCGAUCCUCAACGCUCGAUUGCGCAAGAGCUAUCUCCACAAUGGCGUCGACGUCGCCGUCGUCGGCCAGCAGUUCGAUUCGACUUUCGGCUACGACCACCUCGGUGACGACCUCAACGCCGUCAAAAGCCUUUUGAGCGCCGACUCGAAGUGGGCCAAGGAGCUCAAGGGCGCCAAGAAGCCCAUGAUCAUUGUUGGAUCGGCGGUGGCUGAGCACGAGAGUGGUGCGGCUGUUUUGGCUGAGGUCGCCAAAUUUGUCGAGGCCAACAAGGCCAAGUUUGUGACUGAGGAAUGGGUUGGGUACAACGUCCUUCAACGGGUGAGUUGGUGCGGUAGAGACGACGUCGUUUAGGGUACAUUUGGCUGACACUUUCUGUUACAUACUUUAUUCGACAGGCCGCAUCCCGAACAGCAGCUUACGACGUCGGCUUCGUUCCUUCGGCCGACGCGUCCAAGACGACGGCCAAGUUCGUCUACCUGUUGAACGCGGACGAUUUCUCUCCCAAACAGAUCCCGUGCGACGCCUUUGUCGUCUACCAGGGCCACCACGGUGACCUCGGAGCGCAAUACGCCGACGUGUGCCUGCCCGGAUCGGCCUACACUGAAAAGUCGACGACCUGGGUCAACACCGAGGGCCGAACACAGUUGGGUCGAGCGGCGGUGCCACCCCCUGGCCAAGCUCGGGAGGACUGGAAGAUCGUGCGCGCCUUGUCGGAGGUCUUGGGCAAACGAUUACCGUACGACGAUACCUCUGCUCUGCGUGAUCGAAUGUGGGACGUCUCGCCGACGUUGGUGCGAUACGACGUCGUCGAAAGACCUUCGUCCGUCUUGGCCGGUCUCAAGGCGUUGCAAGUCGAGGCUGCGAACGUCGGCAAGGAGAAGAGGGAGGGUGCGAGGACGGGCAAGUUCGUCAAACCGAUCGACAAUUUUUACCGCACAGAUCCGGUGUCGAGGUCGUCGGUCACGAUGGGGAAGUGUACCGAGGCGUUCGCUUGA
Molecule: messenger RNA, 2803 nt
Organism: Microbotryum saponariae
Lineage: Eukaryota; Fungi; Basidiomycota; Microbotryomycetes; Microbotryales; Microbotryaceae
Source: the annotation of a GenBank genome assembly